Syngnathoides biaculeatus (alligator pipefish) is the source of this 7159-nucleotide messenger RNA. Its product is annotated as DENN domain-containing protein 5B-like. The record is from RefSeq and is a predicted model, not a curated record. The coding region runs from base 179 to 3946 and encodes 1255 amino acids. NCBI's taxonomy places the organism in Eukaryota, Metazoa, Chordata, Actinopteri, Syngnathiformes, Syngnathidae. Gene Ontology annotation, molecular function: small GTPase binding; guanyl-nucleotide exchange factor activity. The transcript has 21 exons.
CCCCCGCCAGCCCACACGAGAUGACGGCGGUACCAUCCGGUGCUCCUCUCCCACUUCAGCGGCACCCACCCGGAGGACCGGAGGCAGGCGACGUCCCCCCGCCGCCCCCCACCGAGAGCCGGCCGCGGGACGAUUAGUCAGACUUCCAGGCGGGCUUCUCUCUUCCGUGCGACCGAAGAUGAGCACCUCCGCGCCGUCCGCCGGUUCGGCUUCUUGCCGCUUCGCCCACUACUUCGUCGUGUGUGGACUGGACCCGGAGACGGGCCUGGAGCCGGACGAUGGAACAGGAGAGAGCUUUGAGCAGAGUCCCAUUCACCGGUCGUUCAAAUCCAGGAUUCUGGUCCACUACCCCGAGAGCACGGACAGGAACCCCUUCAAUCAGGAUGCCGUCAACAUGCUCUGCAUGCCGAGGGGUCUUUCCUUCCGCACGCAGGCCGACCGGCUGGAGUCGCACUUCCACUCGUUCACGGUGGGCUCGGAGGACGGUUCUCGCUCCUACGGCUUCGUCCACACCUUCUACGAGGAGGUGACGGGCCCCCGGAUCAUCGCGGCCAUGCAGACCCUCCACCGCAUGCAUCACGUGGAGCACCACUCGGCUUCUUCCUCGUCGGCCUCCUCGUCGGCCUCCUCGCCGUCCACCUCCAGCAUGGACUCGCUGGUGAGCAGCCUGGACGAGUCGGACGCCGAUUCUCUGGCCGCCGCCGCCUGCCUGGGCUGCGCCGGCUCCUUCGACCCGUCCCACGACACGCUGUACGUGUCCAAAGCCCUCUGCCUGCUCACGCCGCUCCCCUUCCUGGGAGCUUCUCGCCACUUCCUGUCUCAGCUGCACCAGGCCGUGGCCUCGCAAACGGCGCCGCCCCUGCCGCUGGAAAGCUACAUCCACAACAUCCUCUACGAGGUGCCGCUGCCUCCGCCGGGCCGCUCGCUGCGCUUUCACGGCGUGCGGGGGCCCAUCCUGUGCCAGCGGCCCGGCCCCGGCGAGCUUCCGCUGGGGGAGUACCCCCUGGGGGAAGCCUUCUCCCUGCUCGGGGUGGAAAACUUGGUCCAGCUGCUGACUUGCUCGCUGCUGGAGACGCAAAUCCUUCUCUACUCUCAAGACUACCAGCGCUUGAUGACGGUGGCCGAGGGCAUCACCGCGCUGCUGUUCCCGUUCCAGUGGCAGCACAUCUACCUGCCCAUCAUCUCGGCGCCUCUGCACCACCUCCUGGAUGCUCCCGUGCCCUUCCUGAUGGGCAUCCAGCGCAGGGACGGCGCUCAGCGAGCCUCCCUUCACCUGCCGCACGAGGCCAACCUCUGCUUCGUGGACAUCGACAACCACUGUGUGGACUCUCCGGAGGGUCUGCCCUCCUUCCCUGACCGAGAAGACCUGGUCCGGGAACUAAGCGACGUCCUGCGUCAUUUCGGGGUGCCCCUGCAGGGAGGCGCCCCCGCGACGCCCACGCCGGCCUCCCCCGAGCUCAGCAGCCUGGUCCUGGAGGACCUGAUGGAGGACAGAAGGAACGGGAACCUCGGCGGCGAAGAGCUGGAGGUGCUGGAGAGGCUGCAGGCUCUGGCUUGGACCUGCGGCAGGGAAAAGGAUUCGGGCCGAGGGAAGACGCUGGGCCGCGUGUGGGAGGAGGAGGACGCGCUCAGAGUUGCAAAGAUGAACAUUCACCUGAGGGAGGCGGUCGCCGGGCGCCUGGCCGCCGUGUUCAGCCGCUACGAGGACUUUGUCAUCCACGGCGCCGGAGAUUUGGACUCCUGGAUGAGCAACCGGGAAGGAACGCUCAGCUUUGAUAAGGGCGCGUUCCUCUCGGCUCAACCCGUGGCCCACUUGCACUUCCUGUCCCGCUUCUUGGAGACGUCCAUGUUUUCAUCUUUUGCCGACGGCAAGGUGAUCUCCCGCUGGGCCGACCGCGAGCCGCUGCAGCAGCUCUUCGACGGCCGCCUGGAGAGGGAGCGACUCUACGACACGGACCGAGCCGACUCUCCCGGGAGUCGCUACAGGAAAUGCUCCGCGCCUGUUGAGUCAGCUCAGGCGGUCGAGCGGCGGCUGCUGAAGGCCGACCACACCGCCAUCCACCCGCACCUCCUGGACAUGAGGAUCGGCCAGGGUCGCCACCAGCCGGGCUACUUCCCCAAGCUGCAGGCCGACGUCCUCGUGCACUCGCAAAGCACCAACAAGCGGUCCAGUCGCGUCACAGCUUCACGCAGACCCGAACCCUGGAGGACGGCGGCGGGGGCGGAGCUCUCGGGAACGGACGGCCAACAAAGACAGAAGCACACCCCGGCAAGGAAGCACCUGAACCAGCUCAAGUUUCUGGACUCGUCGCCUCAAGUCAUCGCUCAGACGCACAGGGAGUUCGUGCAAGGGCUGCUGGCCGAGUGCCGACUGAAGACCAAACGUAUGUUGAUGGAGAGGAUGGGGAAGGAGAGUGCGGAAACGGGGCAGGGCGAGGCCAACAUCGGCGGCCUGCAGGAGAACACGCUGAUCCACGGUCUCUGCGACCUCCUGGAGAGAACCUGGGGCCACGGUCUGCACAUGAAACAGGGGAAGUCGGCGCUGUGGUCGCACCUGCUUCAUUAUCAGGCGGCCUUGCAGAAAACGGAGGUGGCCGCCGAGUCUCCAGGCACAGAGCAGAGAACAUGUGACGACGGCGUCGCCCUUCUCAGAGGAUCCUUGGGGCAGGAUAUGAGGUUUAUCCAGGGGAUGAGCGAGGGUCUGUCCGAGGUGGGACAAGCCCGGGCUUGGAUCAGCUUGGCCCUGGAGAAGAAGAUGCUGUCGCAACACCUCAAAGAGCUGCUCACAAACCAGGAGUUGCUUCGGCAGUUAUAUAAACCUCACGCCUUCCUCCUGUGCGAGGAAGAACGAGAGCAGUUUCUCUUCCACCUCCUUUCUCUCAACACGGUGGACUACCUCUGCUUCACGCACGCCUUCGCCUCCAUCGACGUUUCCUAUCGCGUGGCCAUCAUCCCCAUGAAGAAGCUGAGCAUCGCCAUGGCGACCGUCAACCCGUGGGUGUGCUUGUCUGGUGAAAUGGGAGAUUCGGGAGUCAGACAGAUACCCAAGAAUACGCAGGAGAUAUUUUUCCAGUGUAAGAACCUGGGCCGACUCAGCACUUUGCAGCUGGGACAGGAGAACUCGGGCCUGCUGGCCAAGUGUCUCGUCGACUGCGUGAUGGUCUACAAUGAGGUCACGGGACACACGUACAAGUUCCCGUGCGGCCGCUGGUUGGGCAAAGGCGUGGGCGACGGCAGCCUGGAGCGAGUCCUCAUCGGCCAGUUGGUGUCACCCGGCGCGGAGGAGGAUUCCGGAAGGUGGACGGCGACGCCGCCGGAGCUGGCCUCGCCUUCCCAGGGUGUUCGCGCCGUGCUGGGAUCUCUCGGGAACCGGACCCGAGUGCUGUCUGUUGAAGUCCACGAAGACAUGAGAGAGGCGGCGAACAACCUGGUCAAGCACUUCCACAAACCCGAACAAGAGAGAGGCAACUUGACGGCGUUGCUGUGCGGCGAGGGAGGUCUGGUUCCGUCUCUGGAGAAGUUCCUCCUGCACGGCUUCAAGUGCAGUCGCCUCUUCCAGAGAAACGUCUUUGUUUGGGAUUUUGUGGAAAAAGCGGUGGUUUCCAUGGAGACGGCGGAGCAGCCGGGCAACCCGCCGGGCUCCCUGCUGAUCAAGGAGCCGUCGUGCGACCUGCUGUGCCACUACGUCAACUCCAUCAGCGCGUCGCCGCGGAACAUCGGCAAAGAGGGCAAGUUCCAGCUGCUGGUCUGCUUGGGCGUCAGGGACCGCCUCCUCUCCCAGUGGCUCCCCCUUCUGGCCGAGUGUCCCCUCACGCCGCGGACCUACGAGGACGGCGCCCUGAUGCGCGACCGCGCCGCCGUGCGCUCGCUCUCGCGCAUCCUGCGCACGCUCAACGAGUUCGCCGUCACGCUGGAGACGUCGCUGGUCAAAGGCGUGGCGCUCUGACGGGGCCUCGCCCGCGCGCCGCCGCCACGUUGGCUUCCCGAACUGCUCUUUCGCUGUAUUUCAAGAAAAAACGAAAAAGAAAACGGCGCCCGUGGACAGAAGCGACGCCGUGUGAGCUCGAAAAAACCUUUUGCCUUGUAGAUGUCUUUACACACUGUACUUGCUUCGUGAAGUAGUCGGAUCCUCCUUCGUGUCAUUACACUGUGUGUGUGUGUGGGGGGGGGGGCAGAAUCCUGAGACAGAAGCUUUCACACGGGCAGCGUCCCCCCCCCCCCCAGUCCGUUGCUGUUCCUUUAGCUUGUCACGUGACUGCGACGCUUAAAAGUACUGCUUUUGUACGCUUGGCUUUUACGCUGGAAGCCUCGGCGGCGCCGAGCUCGUAACUACUUUUACGUGCACGCUCGAUCGAUUUUCCCCUUUGAAAUUUACUGAAAUGUCAUUAAUGGAAAAAACAGCAACACAAAAUUCUUAAUAGCUUUUUACCGGGUCUCAAUACUGCACAUACGCUCGUAUUGAUUCUUAAUUUCAAGUGUGAACAGCGGAAAUCAAAGCAACAAAUAUGGAUAAGUACAGAUCGAAUUGCGUGUUCAAAACAGUACAAAUGCUUUUCUGAACAUCCGUUCCUUUUCCGGGCCGCUUAUCCUCACAGGGGUCGCAGGAGUGCCGGAGCCCGUCCCGGGUACCUUCGUGCGAGAGGCCGACUAGACCCGCAACUGCGACCGGUCCGUCAAUCCAGUCGAUGUGAUAAAUCAUAUUGUGGUUAUUUCAACAACAGUCAUGGGACAUGGCCCACUGAAUUUCCUCUUGAAAUUUAAUUCAUUUUACUUAUGAAUAUUUGAAUUACUGUCAGCUGUUAGAAAUCAAAAGGUUGCAAGAAAUGUGAAAUAGAAUAAACACAUGAAGUAAUAUAUGUCAAACAUUUAAUGCCAAAUUGUCUUUACCAUGAUGUAUUUAAAAUGAAGUAUUUACCGUUAUUGAUCACUUAUUACACACCCUUAAUCCUAAAUACAGUAAUAGAAUCAAUGUAUCAUAUCAGUGUCAGAUAUUUCCGUAACAAUGCGUGUGAGCGUUGUGGCCUACAGCAGCUGCCGUUCUCAUUUUGUAUUUGUAAAACGGCGUGAAAGUGCAUCGACGAUGGUCGCUACGGCGCCGCCAUUUUCUGCGGGACAAAUUUGUUCCUGUAGCGAGCAAAAAAAAAAAAAAAAAAGGUUCCGUCAAAUGCGGGUGUCAAGCGUACAAAAGCAUUUUGUGGGUGUCACCCCAGUGCCAAACAACAUGCUGGAAAACUUCAGCAGCGCAAAUCCAAAAAGUCAAAACCUUUUGUGUCAUGUUAGUGAUUCAAAUCAAAUUUAAUAUCUUCCCAAAUUGUUCAUGUCCAAAUUGUGCGUACAGUAUUAUGAAGUAUACUUUGUAGGCGUAAACUCUUCCCUGUUUUUGUAUUUGGGGUGGCACGGUGGAUCACCUGGUAAAGCAUUGGCCUCACAGUUCUGAGGACCUGGAUUCGAUCCCGGCCCCUCCUUCAUGGAGUUUGCAUGUUCUCCCCCCGUGUCUGCGUGGGUUUUCUCCGGGUGGGCACUCCGCUUUCCUCCUACAUCCCAAAAACAUUUUGGCUGUUUGUCUCCAUGGAAACCAGUUCAGGGAGUACCCCGCCUCCUGCCCGUUGACAGCCGGGAUAGGCUCCAGCACUCCCCGUGCCCCUUGUGAGGAUAAGCGGCUAUGACAAUAGAUGGAUGCUAUUUGGUGUAAGAGGUUAAGUGGCACCACUGGCCUGAUGUAGUAUUGGUUUCACGUUUUAAAUUGAGCAACUGAGCUCACUGAAGUUUCCGAGCGUCCGCUGGUGUCCACCAGUAAUGUGGGACAGUACAGUAAUGUGCAAUUUUUUUAAAAAUAUGUUUUUUUUUUCCCUCGCGUGUACUCUAUCGCGACGGCGGUCACCAAGCCUCCUCUCGCCGUCGCCGCUCGCACUCUGCGGACUUUAAAACGAAAUGCCCGCACGUGUUUGUUUUGUCUCCAGUGCAUCGCGGUCCCGACGGUCCGGACUUGGGCCUCAUUUGGUCCUUUCGGCGCCGAAGGGACGGCGCGUCCCCCCGUGUCGGUUUACGUCACGUUGUUUGCGUUGAUCGGAAUCAAAACUGUUCAGGUCAACUCUUCCUCUUCUUCUUGUCGUGAACAUGUUUGCCUCAUCUAAUAAUCUCUCAGUGUUGUGACAUAUUUUGAAUUUAAAAGGCAUCACGUUUGUGUCAAAUUUACAGGUUCUGAUCCUGUGGACGGUGGUCCUGACGUUUGUCUUACAUGGAACUGUUCAAAGCGCUAAAUUGUAAAAAGUACAACAUAUGAUAGCGUCAGCCCCCGUUUAUUGUGGGGCAAACGUUCCAGAUCUGCGUUCAUAUCUCAUAUAUUUAAACACAACUAUAAAUAUAUUCCUUUGGUGCAGUAAAAUAUCCCUUUAAGUCAACAAAAAUUUAAAAAGCCUCUUGCUAGCACAGUUCUCCAAAUAAGAAGCAUAGAUUGUACAUUUGAUUCUUCAUAUAUUUUCGUCUGCCGCUAGCCAAAUGCUAGCAUGUAAUGUGAAACACCAUAGACGGGCUAACGUAAAUGAACAGUAAAUGUACGCGGUCAUUGCAACUCCUUGAAGACGUGGCGCAUGUUCAACAAUGCUCACAUUCAAAUAACAUAAGUGCGAAAGUAAUUCAUUAUGGUUUGUGGAAAAUGAGAAAUUUGAUAAGUAAAGCCAUGAUCGGGAUGACUGGGAAGUUACAUGGAAAUUAAAAACAAAAAUGUUUUGUGCCAGAUUAUUGAUAUGGUGAGGCAAUUUCACAUGUUGUCCGGCGAACAGUAUUCUUUGUUCGGUGGGAAUAUCGUAAUGACAUAACUGGAUAUUAGCGUGGUGGGCCCUUCUCUGCAACUUCUUCUCCCUCUUAAAUGUGCUGCCUGUCUUCCGGUAGCGCUCAGUGCUGCCCGGCACGUUGUGGCACAACCCGGUACUGCGCCCUGAAUUCAGACUUGCUUUGUGCGCACUUCAAAGGACGAUGUAUUGCGAGAACGAUGAAAUCGCGAUAUUCGCCGCGUGUACUGCGAUUCAUUUUACCAGUUGCGAAACGACGUCUUUUUUCCCUGCGCUGUCCCGCAAACACCGUUCAACCGAGCCUCUGUUGUCAUUCAAAUACAGAUUAGAAAGUGCAAUAAAUGAUGGUUAUUUAUGAAAAUGUAGAG